UUUUCACUUCCCUCCUUUUCACCUUUCCCCUUCCCUCCUCGACUCUCUCUUCGUCUAUUUCAUUAUUACUAUUUCAACGUUUCAAUAUGACACCAGAACGCGUUGUCCUCCCUAAGAAUGUUGCUCCUGAGCACUAUAACAUUAAGUUGUGGCCCAACCUUACCACGUUCAUUUUCCAGGGCGAGGUUUCCAUCAAUGUGAAUGUUCAUGAACCAACAUCUGAAAUCAAGGUCAAUGCCAAGAAAUUAGCCAUCAAUAAGGUCAAUGUCAUUGUGGGUGAGGAGAACCAUAAGGCAAUAGAAAUCAAGUUAACAGAGAUCGAUCAAGUGGCAACUUUUACUUUUGCACAACCAAUUCCCAAAGGAAAGGCCGUUCUUCAAAUCGAGUUUGAAGGAGAGCACAAUGACCGGAUGAAUGGAUUCUAUAGAUCUCAGUAUAAAGAUGCUCAAGGCCAGACCAAGUAUAUGGUUGUUACUCAGUUUGAGGCUUGUGAUGCUCGUCAAGCAUUCCCCUGUUGGGAUGAACCUGCCGUCAAAGCAACCUUCUCAGUGGCGCUUGUGGUUCCUUGGGAGCUAGAGGCUCUUUCUAAUAUGCCCAUCAAGGAAAUGACAUCUGUAGAUCCAGCGGUCAAGACCGUGUAUUUUGAAAAGACACCUGUCAUGUCAACCUAUCUGGUGGCGUUCGCUGUUGGCGACUUUGAGUAUAUUGAGACAACGACUACCAAGCUUGAGAAGCCAAUUACAUGCCGUGUUUAUACACUCCCAGGACUGAAAGAGCAAGGUCGAUUUGCGCUUGAAAUUACGCCCAAGAUUUUGGAGUACUUUACUGAAAUUUUUGGUAGUGCCUACCCUCUCCCCAAGCUUGACCAUAUUGCCGUUCCCGAUUUUGAUGCCGGUGCAAUGGAGAACUGGGGGUUGAUCACGUAUCGUACUGUGGCUCUGCUUUAUGAUGAGAAGACUUCAGAUGCAGCUAAUAAGGAGCAGGUUGCAUACACGGUUGCUCACGAGAUUGCCCACCAAUGGUUUGGAAACCUAGUGACGAUGGAGUGGUGGGAGCAUCUUUGGUUAAAUGAAGGGUUUGCUACUUGGGUUGGCACCCUUGCAGUCGACCACUUAUUCCCCAGCUGGGAUACCUGGUCCAACUUUAUCGUGAAUGAGUACCAGCAGGGACUCAGCUUGGACUCUCUGCGUAGCUCACAUCCUAUUGAAGUCCCAGUUUCUGAUCCACACGAGAUCCAUCAGAUCUUUGACGCUAUAUCUUACUCCAAAGGUGCCGCCGUCAUUCGUAUGUUGAGUAACUGGUUGACAGUUGAUGUCUUUCUGGCUGGAAUCCGCCGAUAUCUCAAGAAGCAUGAGUACAAGAAUGCUUCAACGGAUGAUCUCUGGAACGCACUUUCUGAGGAGUCCAAGGUCGAUGUCAAAGAGUUUAUGAAUACCUGGACUCGCGUCAUUGGUAUCCCAAUCUUGAACGUUACUGAGGAUGAAGGCGUUGUCACUGUAGAACAGCAUCGCUUCUUGUCGACUAAUGACGUCACUGAAGAGGAAGACAAGACCAUUUGGUGGGUCCCUCUGGGUGUCCAUCCAAAACCCGCUUCCAUCACAGACCAUAACCAGACAUUGAAAACGCGCGAACUCAAAUUCGAGGUAUCCAAAGCCAAAGGUGGAGCCAACUUUUAUCUGAUUAACAAAAACUUUACAGGUGUUUUCCGUACCAACUACCCGGCGAAUGCUAUCCGCCAACUCGGUCAUGCUAUCCUGGAAGGUAAUCCAGCUCUGGGAGUGGCUGAGCGCGCAGGGCUUUUGGCUGAUCAGUCCAGUUUGGCUACAUCUGGACACAGCGGUGUGGAUCGUCUCUUUGAUUUGAUCCAAUAUUACAAGAAUGAGAGAUCCUUUGUUGUAUGGGACCUAUUGCUCAGCAAGCUCGAUCACAUUGCUCAAGUUUUCAGCAUCAAUGAACGUACGCACAAUGCGAUUAAGCAUUUUCAACGCAAGUUGGUCAAUGAUCUUGCUCAUGAGCUUGGCUGGGAAUUCCCUGAAGGUGAAGAUUACCUGACCAGCCGUCUACGCGGGGCCAUCAUCUCUAGCGCGGGACGAUCAGGUCAUGAGCCGACAGUGAAGGAGGCAUUACGCCGAUUCAAGUUGUUUAUGGAGGAUGGUGCGGAUCAAGACAAGGUCUUACAUCCAUCAACGCGUAGGACAACAUUUGAAAUUGCCAUUGCUCAUGGCGUGGUCAAGGAAUUUGACCAAGUUCUGCAAUACUUCAGAACCACACCCAAGCAAGAUCAACAGUCAUUGUGUUUGGCCGCACUGGGAACAGCUGUCCAUGGUAAAGAGCAGAUUGAACGAAUGUUUAAAUUUGCUUUAUCGGAGGAAGUGAGAGCACAGGAUUUCAUGUAUGUUCUUGCAGGAUUGUCAAUGAACAUCCAGGCACGCUUAUCAGCUUGGGAGUGGAUCAAGGGUAACUGGGCGACGCUGCAGGAGCGCUAUACAGGAAACAUGGGUAUGUUAGGCUUCUGUGUCAAGAUCCCUAUUAAUAAGAUGGCGGAUCCAUCGCUUUUGACGGAUUUGGAGGAAUUCUUCAAAGAUAAAGAUACCAGAGACUUUGAGCGAGAUCUAGAACAGGCCAAAGAGGGGCUUCGUAUCCGCAGUAAAUGGGUUGCAAGGGAUGGGGCUGCUCUCGAAUCUUGGCUUGUUGCUCAGGGCUACUGAUGAAAUAGGAAAUAAACAGACAGCGAUAUAGUAAAGCAAGAAAGAAUGACGAGCCGAAAAUAAAUAAGGAAAUAAACAGCAAAGAAUGAAGGGCUAGACAGGCU
Molecule: messenger RNA, 2812 nt
Organism: Lobosporangium transversale
Lineage: Eukaryota; Fungi; Mortierellomycota; Mortierellomycetes; Mortierellales; Mortierellaceae
Product: peptidase family M1-domain-containing protein
Exons: 5
Coding region: 87-2708 (873 amino acids)
Biological process (GO): peptide catabolic process; proteolysis
Cellular component (GO): cytoplasm
Molecular function (GO): zinc ion binding; metalloaminopeptidase activity; peptide binding
Source: RefSeq, a predicted model, not a curated record